AUGACAUCGAUGAAUCCCAUCUAUCUUGAACCCCAUAUUCCCGAUCCAAAUAACCCUCGAAGAAAGUCGCGAAAUGAUGCGGCGACCGGAGCAUCCGCUGCGGGUGUACGCGCGCUGAGUGCGCAGAUGGUGGCCUUCUACUUCAGAGCACCUAUCAAAGCCUUUUUCCGCACUCGAGUUGAUUAUAUGGCUUUUGCAAGGGCUGUCAAUCCUCGUGUUGCUGAGGGAAAAUGGUCAUUACAUACUACAACUCCGGGGUUAUUGCUUCAUGCUGUUCGAACAUAUGGGUGGCAGUUUAUUCCGAAUCAAGUCUUACCGCCUCUACUGGCGAAUGCAGGAGUUGGUGCCGUUCUCUACACGUCUUACCUUCAGGUGCUCGGAGCCCUCCAUGAACCUAUCUCCCAGGGGCAAAAACGUGUUUGGCCUCCUCCUACUCCUCUAGCAACCUUUACAGCUGGGUUUACAGCAGGCACAAUCCAGUCUCUUAUUGCAGCACCUCUAGAUGCCCUACAGGUCCGCCUACAGAUCAGCGACAUGCUGGAAGGACAGUAUAGAAGCAUGUGGCACUACGGGCACCACAAACUUAACCAGAUCGGCCUUCGGGGAGUCUUUGCUGGCUGGGGUCUCUCCUUUCUGCGGGACGCGUUCGGAUAUGCCGUCUUCUUCUCGUCAUUCGAGUAUAUCAAGUCACAGUCAUAUUACUCUUUCAUCACGUGGUAUUAUGGAUCCUUGCACCCUGCGCACCUGGAAAGUCUCCCAUCACCUGGGUCUAGUGACCGGGGUGUGCCUCUUAUCAAGCCCCACUAUGCACUUGAACCGUGCUUUCUCAUGCUGGCUGGAGCGGUAGCAUCUGUGGCCCAACAAGCCAUUCAGCAUCCGUUGAGUCGGAUUCAGGCGCUUCAUCUCGGCCGGCUAGAGUAUCUCGAUCAUCAAGCAAGUCUCGAUCCAUCACGGCAGCAGAUGUUGAGGCUCUAUUACCACGCCUAUCAAGAGACAUGGAAGCGAUGCCGACGUAAGGCUGCGCGAGCUGGAGGUCUGAUGCGGUGGCUGUUCCAAGGGUUUGUGAGCAGCUCAAUCCGGCAGGUUCCCAGUACAAGUGCGGGCCUGGUCAUAUUUGAGCUUGUCCGUCGUCGAUAUGCGAGUAUGGCAGAUGCUGUGCACAUCCAGAAGGGCCGUGGCCUGCGUAAGAAAGAACUCGGCUCUCUUAUAUCUCAGGCUUCCUGGGAAGCCUCCAUCGUCAUCAUUCCGCCUUCAAAGAUUCCACCUACCCCACGCGCCAUCCCUCUUCGAUCACUUUCAAAAUCUCCAGACUCUAUCAGUAAAAAGGGUAGACGUUCAUCUGUUGCUCGCUCCACCGAGUCGGAUUUCUCUAUCUGGUCAGAUACCGGUGACCUCGCCGAGCAGCUCGCUGAAGAGGUUCCGCUUCAACCUCAACUCCACGAGUCCUCUAAUCGAGAACUAUUGGGACAAUCCCAGCGGAGCCCCUCUAAGCGAGUUCACUAUCCACCAGAUUUAGAGUACGACCAUUUGGUCAAGGAAAAAAUCCAAAUACCAACACCCACGCCGCGACGAAUAUCCAGAGCGGAACGUAUCAUAGCCACCAUCAUGUCCCCCGGUAAUGGGCAAAAUGCCCAAAUCCAUGGCCUGGUGGGCAAACCAUUACUCUACUUUACAAGCGUCUUUGUAUCUUUAGGUGUCUUUCUCUUCGGUUAUGAUCAAGGAGUCAUGUCUGGAAUUAUCACUGGUUGGUAUUUUUAUGAUUACUUCGGUCAGCCCUCGCGAGCCACCAUUGGCACAGUCGUGGCAAUCCUAGAGGUCGGAGCCUUUGUAAGCUCGCUUCUGGUAGGUCGCAUCGGCGACCUUAUCGGCCGUCGAAGAACUAUCCUUUAUGGAUCCUUCGUCUUUUUCAUCGGUGGUGGUCUCCAAUCUUUUGCGAUCAGCAUGCCGAUGAUGAUGGUAGGGCGAAUUAUUGCUGGUCUCGGUGUUGGAGCUUUGUCGACAAUCGUGCCUGUUUACCAGUCUGAGAUAUCGCCUCCACACAACCGCGGCAAAUUGGCUUGCAUUGAAUUCACUGGGAAUAUCGCCGGGUAUGCAACUAGCGUUUGGGUCGACUACAUCUGUAGUUACAUCGAGUCUGACUUUUCAUGGCGUCUACCACUUCUAUGCCAGUGCGUCAUGGGAGCUGCUCUUGGGAUUGGAAGCCUGAUCAUUUGCGAGUCCCCCAGGUGGCUUCUAGAUAAUGAUCAUGACGAGGAAGGUAUGGUGGUGAUUGCUAAUCUAUAUGGCGAGGGUGACCUUCACAAUGACAAGGCCCGACAAGAGUACCGAGAGAUCAAGAUGAACGUUCUCCUUCAGCGACAGGAAGGCGAAAGAUCCUACAGCGACAUGUUCCGCCGUUAUAAAAAGAGAGUGUUGAUUGCCAUGUCGGCCCAGGCAUUGGCUCAACUGAAUGGGAUCAAUGUCAUUUCAUACUACGCUCCCCUUGUAUUCGAGUCAGCCGGCUGGGCUGGUCGGGAUGCAAUUCUCAUGACGGGCAUCAAUGGUAUCACCUAUUUACUCUCUACGAUACCACCGUGGUAUAUUGUGGACCGCUGGGGCCGGCGGCCGAUUCUUCUUUCGGGAGCCAUCGCCAUGUUGAUUUCCCUAUCUUUGAUCUCCUACUUCAUUUAUAUUGAAAUUGCUGCUACUCCGAUGCUCACUGUCAUAUUUGUCAUGAUUUACAAUGCGUCAUUUGGAGCAUCAUGGGGCCCAAUUCCCUGGUUAUACCCGCCUGAGAUUUUACCCUUGAGCAUCCGUGCCAAGGGAGCCAGUUUGAGCACUGCUUCUAACUGGGCCUUUAACUGGCUUGUUGGUGAAGUAACACCUGUACUUCAAAAUGCGAUUAAGUGGCGUCUGUACUUGGUACAUGCCUUUUUCUGCGCAUGUAGUUUUGUUGUUGUGUACUUCUUGUAUCCCGAGACUAGUGGUGUCCGACUGGAGGAUAUGAAUGUUCUGUUUGGAGAUGCAACAACUGCGAUGCCCACUCCAGCAACGGAUGGCGAGCGUGGAUCUCUCAUGGGUGCUGGCUCACCCAUUCCAUCCCUUGAUAUUCGUCGGCAGUAUGGUCAAUUUGGUAAUGAAAGUGCCAUCCCAGGUCUCGACAUAGACCCACCGCUUUUGAACCAAGAUCACGAUGGGCCCAACAAACCUGGACUCUCCAGUUCUCAACAGGGUAGCUCUCGAGGAGAAGGGUUUGGUGGCUGGAUAUCCAAAAUGGUCAACCGACAACAAGCCGGUUCUACAUCCCAAAGUUACAGCCGUCUUGAGCAGGGUGAUCAGGUAGAUGACGAAUAG
Penicillium taxi is the source of this 3333-nucleotide messenger RNA. RefSeq names its product putative MFS monosaccharide transporter. The transcript has 10 exons. Gene Ontology annotation, biological process: carbohydrate transport; transmembrane transport. Bases 1 to 3333 code for a protein of 1110 amino acids. NCBI's taxonomy places the organism in Eukaryota, Fungi, Ascomycota, Eurotiomycetes, Eurotiales, Aspergillaceae. The record is from RefSeq and is a predicted model, not a curated record. Gene Ontology annotation, cellular component: membrane. Gene Ontology annotation, molecular function: carbohydrate:proton symporter activity.